Didymosphaeria variabile is the source of this 1368-nucleotide messenger RNA. RefSeq lists its product as uncharacterized. Bases 1 to 1368 code for a protein of 455 amino acids. Gene Ontology annotation, molecular function: monooxygenase activity; FAD binding. NCBI's taxonomy places the organism in Eukaryota, Fungi, Ascomycota, Dothideomycetes, Pleosporales, Didymosphaeriaceae. The record is from RefSeq and is a predicted model, not a curated record. The transcript has a single exon. Gene Ontology annotation, biological process: secondary metabolite biosynthetic process.
AUGCAGAUUAUUAUCGUGGGCGCAGGUCUUGCAGGUCUCUCGACAGCUCUCGCGCUGUCACACUCCUCCGCAAAACACCGGAUUGUCCUACUUGAGUCCGCCUCGGCUUUGGCAGAGAUCGGUGCAGGUGUCCAAUUGACUCCCAUUGCAACACGGCAAUUCAAAGCCUGGGGCCUUGAGACUCAGCUCCUGGCCGCCUCUGCUCUGCCUGAAGCCUGGAACCUACGUCAGGGUUCAGAUGGGGAGGUACUGAAUCGCGUGCAGAUGGAUAGAUUUGUAGAGUGGUAUGGUGCACCAUAUGUUGUUGUGCAUCGUGCAGAUUUGCAUAAAAUUCUGCAUGAAGCGGUCGCAGCGAGAGGUGUGGAUGUGCGUUUGAAUAGUCGUGUGGAAGAAUUUGGGAUUGAGCAGGGAUGGGUCAAGCUGAUGAGUGGAGAGACUCUGCUUGGUGACCUAGUGGUGGCGUGCGAUGGGAUCAACAGCUCAGCUCGAACACAGUUGCUGAAGAGCUUGGGAAGCAACACGCGCCAGGAAAACGAGCUGGAAGCCACAGGAUGGGCUGCAUAUAGGCUAAUGGUAGAUGUGGCGAAGGUCAGGCAAGAAUCCUUAACGAGGGACAUCGUGAGCGAGCAUGCUGGCAACUGUUGGUACAGUAAGAUAUCUCCGUUCCUGGUGUCUGUGCUAACAACACCCAGGACCGACACAAACAGGUCAAUUAUGACCUACAUGAUCCGCGAUUCUGGCAAGCUUAACAUGGUCUUGUCCCAUCCCGAUGAUGUCGAUACCAGCACUUGGACGCGGAAACAGUAUCUCGCCAAAAUCCAGAGCUACUAUGCCGAUAUGGACCCACGCGCCCUGCACCUUGUCAACCUCAGCACCGGUCCUAUCACUAAUUGGCCCGUCCAUCAAGUCGUCAAAUUGCCAGCAUGGACGUCCAGAAGUGGAAGGUUCGUGCUGAUCGGCGACGCUGCACACGCGAUGGCUUUCUACCUUAGCAUGGGCGUCUCGCUUGCCAUCGAAGAUGCUGCAGCGCUCACUACAGCCUUAGACCUGCAUGAAUCAAGUCCGAAGGGAACAUCAUUGGUAAAAUCGAUGAGGUUAUUCGAGAAUGUGCGGAAGCCAAGAGCUGAGAAAAUCAGAGAUGCGAGCCUACAUGCUGGGGCAAUGCUGCAUCUUCCGCCAGGGCUAGAGAAGAAUUUACGAGAUCAGUCUGCAAGGAACGAUUCCGCAGUACUUGAGGCGCAAACAGGCGACAUGUUACUGGACUGGAUCAGUUACGGUAUCACGGAUAAGCAGGUGAGAGAGGAAUGUUAUGGCUACGACGUGGUUACUGAGAUGCGGCGUCAUGCAACCAUCGGCAAGUUACACUAG